Messenger RNA from Octodon degus (degu), 3412 nucleotides. It is a transcript of the gene Cdh24, whose product is annotated as cadherin 24. Gene Ontology annotation, cellular component: catenin complex; adherens junction; plasma membrane. The coding region runs from base 423 to 2768 and encodes 781 amino acids. Gene Ontology annotation, molecular function: cadherin binding; calcium ion binding. Lineage: Eukaryota; Metazoa; Chordata; Mammalia; Rodentia; Octodontidae. The record is from RefSeq and is a predicted model, not a curated record. The transcript is spliced from 15 exons. Gene Ontology annotation, biological process: adherens junction organization; homophilic cell-cell adhesion; cell morphogenesis.
CGCAUCCGCUCCGGGCUGCGCCCCGGGGAGCCGGCGACGGGGGCGGGCGGGGGUGCCCCCGCCGUCCUGGGCGCCUCAGCAGUGCCAGCGCUGGCCCCCAGUCUGCCUCAUGAGACCAGUCCACCUUCAAGGACUGCAGCUGGCAGUGUGGGCUGGGGGCAGGGUCUGGAGAGCUUCUCAGAGUUGGUGGGCCAGAGCUUGAUCCAUUUGGAGGGCUGGAGGUGAACACAGGGAGAGCCUGCCUGAAGGGAAGGACAAGAUUGUCUGCGCUCUGUCUUAGUGGGGUUCUGGGCAGUGGGGUGUGGAUCCAUGGGGUAGCCCCAGUGCCUCCGUCCUCUGCCCCAGCUGGCUCAUGGGCUACCUGGCCCUGUGCAGCCUCAGCACCCAAGGCCAGUGAACAGAGCCCUGGCUGAAGUCCAAAUAUGUGGGGCCUGGUGAGACUCCUGCUGGCUUGGCUGGGUGGCUGGGGCUGCAUGGGGCGUCUGGCAGCCCCAGUCCAGGCCUGGGCAGGAUCCCGGGGGCACCCAGGGCCUGCACUGCUGCGGACCAGAAGGAGCUGGGUCUGGAACCAGUUCUUUGUCAUUGAGGAAUAUGCUGGUCCAGAGCCCGUCCUCAUUGGCAAGCUGCACUCGGAUGUUGACCGAGGUGAGGGCCGCACCAAGUACCUGCUGACUGGGGAAGGAGCAGGCACUGUAUUUGUGAUUGACGAGGCUACAGGCAAUAUCCAUGUCACCAAGAGCCUGGACCGGGAAGAAAAGGCACAGUAUGUGUUGCUCGCCCAAGCCGUGGAUCGAGCCUCUAACAGGCCUUUGGAGCCUCCCUCAGAGUUCAUCAUCAAAGUACAAGACAUCAACGACAACCCACCUGUGUUUCCCCUUGGGCCCUACCAUGCCACAGUGCCCGAGAUGUCCAACGUGGGGACAUCAGUGAUCCAGGUGACUGCUCAUGAUGCUGAUGACCCCAGCUAUGGGAACAGUGCCAAGCUAGUAUACACUGUGCUAGAUGGACUGCCAUUCUUCUCUGUGGACCCCCAGACUGGAGUGGUGCGAACUGCCAUCCCCAACAUGGACCGGGAGACACAAGAGGAGUUCCUGGUGGUGAUCCAGGCCAAGGACAUGGGCGGCCACAUGGGGGGGCUGUCGGGCAGCACUACAGUGACCGUCACCCUCAGCGAUGUCAACGACAACCCCCCCAAGUUCCCUCAGAGCCUGUACCAGUUUUCUGUGGUGGAGACAGCGGAGCCUGGCACUGUUGUAGGCCGGCUGCAGGCACAAGACCCAGACCUAGGAGACAACGCUCUCAUGGCAUACAGCAUCCUGGAUGGGGAAGGUUCAGAGGCCUUCAGCAUCAACACUGACUCCCAGGGUCGAGAUGGGCUCCUCACUGUCCGCAAGCCCUUAGACUUUGAGACCCGCCGCUCCUACUCCUUCCGUGUGGAAGCCACCAACACACUCAUUGACCCAGCCUACUUGCGGCGAGGGCCCUUCAAGGACGUGGCUUCUGUACGAGUGGCUGUGCAGGAUGCCCCAGAGCCACCCUUCUUCACCCAAGCUGCCUACCAGCUGGCAGUGCUGGAAAACAAGGCUCCUGGGACCCUGGUGGGCCAGAUCUCAGCCAUGGACCUGGACUCCCCCGCCAGCCCGAUCAGGUACUCCAUCCUACCCCACUCGGAUCCAGAGCGUUGCUUCUCCAUCGAGCCUGAAGACGGCACCAUCAGAACAGCAGUGCCCCUGGACCGUGAGGCUCGUGUCUGGCACAACCUCACUGUGCUGGCCACAGAGCUUGACAGUUCUGCACAGGCCUCCCGUGUCCAAGUGGCCAUCCAGACUCUGGAUGAAAACGACAACGCUCCUCAGCUAGCUGAGCCCUACGACACCUUUGUGUGUGACUCCGCAGCCCCUGGCCAGUUGAUUCAGGUCAUCAGGGCCCUGGACAGAGAUGAAGUUGGCAACAGUAGCCGAGUCUCCCUUCAAAGUCCUCUAGGCCCUGAUGCCAACUUUACUGUCCAAGAUAACCGAGAUGGCUCCGCCAGCCUGCUGCUGCCCUCCCGCCCUGCUCCGCCCCGCCAGGCCCCGUACCUGGUUCCCAUAGAACUGUGGGACUGGGGACAGCCAGCACUGAGCAGCACUGCCACAGUGACUGUCAGCGUGUGCCGCUGCCUACCUGACGGCUCCGUGGCGUCCUGCCGGGCCGAGGCUCAGCUCUCACCCACUGGACUCAGCACUGGUGCCCUCCUUGCCAUUGUCACCUGUGUGGGCACCCUGCUUGCCCUGGUGGUGCUCUUCGUGGCCCUGCGGCGGCAGAAGCAGGAAGCACUGAUGGUUCUGGAGGAGGAGGAUGUGCGCGAGAAUAUCAUCACCUACGACGAUGAGGGUGGCGGCGAAGAGGACACCGAGGCCUUCGACAUCACCGCCCUACAGAAUCCCGAUGGGGCGGCUCCACCGGCGCCCGGGCCUCCUGCCCGUCGCGAUGUGCUGCCCCGGGCGCGGGCCCCACGCCAGCCACGGCCACCAGGCCCUGCCGACGUGGCUCAGCUGCUGGCACUGCGGCUGCGUGAGGCGGACGAGGACCCCGGGGUGCCCCCCUAUGACUCGGUGCAGGUGUAUGGCUACGAGGGCCGAGGCUCCUCUUGCGGCUCACUCAGCUCACUAGGUUCCGGCAGUGAGGCGGGCGGCGCCCCCGGCCCCGCAGAGCCACUGGACGACUGGGGCCCGCUCUUCCACACCCUGGCUGAGCUGUACGGGGCCAAGGAGCCCCCAGGCCCCUGAGCCCCGGGCAGCCCUUCCAGGCCCUCUGAGUGAGCCCCAGGGUCCAGGCAGGUGGCAGCAGCCCAGGGGCCGGCCUCACCCCCGCCUGUGACCUUCAGGGCAUCCUUGCUGUGACCCCCCCACCACUCCUGAGUCUGUGUGUCUCCCCAGGGAUCUCUGUCUGUCUGUGGCACUCUGUCCAGGUCUGGGCUUUGUAGCCCUAACCCUGAACCUCUGCUGUCUCACUGUGACUCCUUUAUCUGUGACUGUUUUUGUCUUUGUCUGGGUCUCGCUCUGUCUCCCUUACCCACACACAUGCUGUGUCUCUCCAGCCCGCAUCUCCCCUUCUUUUCUCUGGGUCCCUGUUUCUGGUUCUUUGGGUUUUUUUGGUUAUUGUUGUCCAUCCUAAAGCAAGAGAAACUUCCAGCCACUGCUGCCCACUCUCCUGCAGGGAAUACUCUGCCCCAGACCUGCCCGCAUGGUUCCAUCCAUCACUCAUGGCCUCAUCCUGGCUCUUCGGCCUCCAGCUGGAGGGAGCCGCCUCAGGGCUGCGGGAGCUCCAGCCCCCACUCAGCCACCUCCCUGGAGCUCUGCCCAGCUGUUAGCCUGCCCUGGGCUCCCCAGCUCUGGGCAUUGUCUUGUGUGCUUCCCAGGCCCCAGGGGAG